AUGCCGGGCACCGUUAACCAAGUAAAGAAGUGUAUGAAGACCCACCUUGACGUCUUCUUCACGGCGAAAACUCACAAGCAAGGGUUACCUUUCCGUCCGAUUGUGUCUGAGCGAGGGUCCUGGCAGUCCCACGUCUCCAGUGUUCUACGCAAGGGCCUCAACCUCGUUGAAGUCAAUGACCCUUACUACCUGUCACGGUCGGAAGAGGUCACCGCGUUUCUGGGUUCUUUAAGGGAGGAGAAGUAUGACUUUCGAUCCUUUGACGUCGAAGACAUGUUUUUCAACUUGGACACUGGACUUCUUCUCAGGCUGGUGGAGGAGGAGCUGGACAGGGUAAACCCGGUCACGUUUUCCACUGAAACCGGGAUGUCCUCGCGGAGUUUCGUGGAGCUACUACGCAUUUAUUUAUUGUCCACCACAGUUGAGUUCCAGAAGGGAAUAUACCGGCAAAAGAAGGGAGUGUGCAUCGGGUCCAGGUUAGCCCCGGCCCAAAGCAAUAUAUACCUGGCGGCGUUCGAUAGGCAACUUCAGGGAAGACUGCAAAGGGCUGCACCCAACAUGCUACGAAUUUGUAGGUACGUGGACGAUUACCUUCUGGUUUCGGUGGGGGAAGUGGACUGGGUCCCUGUGUUGCAGCUGUUCCAGACCAACGAGUUCGGGUUAAAAUUUACCCUGGAGGAACCCGCGAGGGACACAUUGCAGUUCUUGGACUUGAGGCUGAUUAGAGAAGCCCGACACCUGUGCUGGAUGUACGGUCAGAGGACGGAAAAACCGUUACUCCCCUUCAAUUCGAACCACAUGAAGAUGGGCAUCGUAAACAGCUUGGUGAGGGCAUGCGUUGUCAAGAGUUGUCAACAUCGAGUCGAGGCAAGCCUGAGGGAGCAGCUGCUAAGACUUUUGGGAGCAGGGUACCCGAUCGAUUUUACCAGAGGAGUGGUCAGGCGUCUUCUGAAGGGCUCAAGGGGAUCCGGUACAGGUCGGGAGGAGCGGCCCGAGAAGACGGUGGUGAUCCCGUAUGUGCAUGGAGCAACGCACCGACUGGUAAAAGUGGCUCAAAAACAAGGGAUCAAGGUUGUGCCCACUGUUAGGAGCAAACUGAGUUCAUUGCCGGGAUGGGUCGCGGCAGAGGAUGCCAGACCGACUAGCGGGGUAAAACACAGGAACAGAUUCGUGGAGUGUUGCGCGGGUGUAGUGUACUCCAUACCAACGUCAUGCGGUCGACAGUAUGUAGGAGAAACCUCUAGGUGUUUGAAUGACCGGAUCCGAGAGCAUCGAAACAAGGUGGACAAGAAAGAUGAAGAGGGAUCUCGGCUUGCAGGCCACGUCAUUUAUUGCCGGUGCCGACCCCAGCACAGACAGACAAAAGUCUUAUACAGAUCUAAAGACGUUCAUGUGCGGCAUGUGUUAGAGACAAAAACAAUAAUGCAACUUAAAGAUAAGUGCGUCAGUGCUGCGACGGCGACCCUGACAGAGAAACAGCAACACCUUAUCAACUCCGGACGGGUGUUCUGA
Ornithodoros turicata is the source of this 1512-nucleotide messenger RNA. RefSeq lists its product as uncharacterized. The record is from RefSeq and is a predicted model, not a curated record. The transcript has a single exon. Lineage: Eukaryota; Metazoa; Arthropoda; Arachnida; Ixodida; Argasidae. The coding region runs from base 1 to 1512 and encodes 503 amino acids.